Messenger RNA from Lates calcarifer (barramundi perch), 10207 nucleotides. RefSeq names its product myocardin-related transcription factor A. Lineage: Eukaryota; Metazoa; Chordata; Actinopteri; Centropomidae. The record is from RefSeq and is a predicted model, not a curated record. Bases 831 to 4679 code for a protein of 1282 amino acids. The transcript has 21 exons. Gene Ontology annotation, biological process: smooth muscle cell differentiation.
GUUUAGGUGUGUCUUUACAUUUGUAUGUUUUGUAUUGUAUUUUUUGCUUUUAUUGUUCGUUGCUAUAGAUCUUAUACUGUGAAGCAUUUUUGAUCCAGAAAGGUGCUGUAUAAAUAAACCUAACUUACCAUCGUUAAAUGUAUAAAAGCACAAUAAUAAUAAUCUGCUACUUAUUUUUUUUACUUUCCUUCCUACAUUCAUGAAACUCCACGUGUUCUAGUGUUUCGUUGCUGGCGGAUACAAAGCAAACAAACUUACUAAAUACUUUUCAGGUGUAGUUUAAGGUGCAUCCUCUUAUCAGGACAGGUGAGAGUCCCAUGAACGUAUCACUGUCAGACCAAUAGCAGCGAGGCAGCAAGGAGGGGAGACACUCCCGCAAAAAUAAAAUGGGCUAAUACUUGAUGUCUGUGAAGCCACUCCAUCGUCUGCCACGGUUUAUUUGUAUCAACAGAGGGACUAUUUUAAGAUGCUGGGUUACACACAGAAACACACAAUAAUACCGGAGGUGAGACGAAAUUCCUUUUAAAACAAUUGCAGAUAUUGUCCUAAAACUUUCCUCCUGAUGUGGGCAAUAGUUAGAGUUGUAUUUUGAAAGUUUUAACAGGAUAUAAUUUUUUCUCAUCCUGGUUUACCUCACCAUGUGUGUCGCACAAACUUGCUCGUCUUUUGGUUGAAUUCGUAUCAGGUGGACAAUAAAAUGGACACCGUGCAGGAGCAAAGAUAAUACCAAGUGUAAGUGGAUCCAGUGAGAUGGAAGUCCCUGAGAGCUCGUUUAACAUCAGAUAAAGACCAGGUCUGUCUAUGAGCCUCAUGCUACUAUUCUGGUAACCAUGGAGACCAAGUGUGCAGAGAGACCAAAUGCAGAUGCCUCCAUCCCCAGCCCUCAGAGUGAAGCUGUGGCCAAUGAGCUUCAAGAGUUGUCCCUGCAGCCUGCCCUCAACCUGCUGCCAAUCAGAGACAGGAGGAGUGUUCUCCAGCUGAAGCUACAACAGAGAAGGACCAGAGAAGAGUUGGUCAACCAGGGAAUCAUGCCACCACUGAAAAGUUCAGCUGCCUUCCAUGAACAGAGACGGAGCUUGGAGCGAGCUCGGACUGAGGACUAUCUCAAGAGGAAGAUCAGGAGUCGACCGGAGCGAUCUGAACUGAUCAGGAUGCACAUCCUGGAGGAGACGUCAGCAGAGCCAUCACUCCAGGCCAAGCAACUGCAGCUGAAGAGAGCUCGCCUUGCUGAUGAUUUGAACGAUAAGAUCUCCCACCGGCCGGGCCCCAUGGAGCUGAUUCACAAAAACAUCCUACCUAUUCACUCCAGUAUUAAACAGGCCAUCAUAGAGACACAGGUCUCAAAGACUUCAGGUGAUAACUCUUCAUGUGACGAGGACAGUAAUGACAGUCUAUCUCCAGAACAUCCAGCAGGCCAGGAGUCACCUCUGGGCCUGGGACCUCUGCCUUCUCCACCAGAGACACUGGCUGGGAGCAGCAUCCCAUCUCCUACACAGGUCCCUCCUCCAGCUCCUCCUCUCCCAUCAAUCUCUGGGUCCUCCCCUUCACUGAAGCUGACCAAUGGGACAGCAAUACCAUCUGCCCAGAGGAUGGGUACUACCUCUCAGAUCAAGUCCCAGCCUAAACCAAACUCUGACCGCUCUGCCCAGAGACACAAGAAACCCAAGGACAACAAGCCAAAGAUAAAGAAGUUAAAGUACCAUCAGUACAUCCCUCCUGACCAGAAGGGGGAUAAAGAGCCUCUUCCCCAUCUGGACUCAUCUUAUGCCAAAAUCCUCCAGCAGCAGCAGCUUUUCCUGCAGCUCCAGAUCCUCAGUCAGCAGCAACAGCACUAUAACUACCACGCCAUCCUGCCUGCACCACCCAAAUCUCAGAAAAAUCAACAGCCAUCUUCCUCCUCUAAUUCCACAACCACCUCCUCCUCUCCUCAACCUCUCAUCGCCCCCUCAACUGCCACCUCUAUCCAGGGCAGUCACAGCCGUCAUGGUUCUGCUCCUCUAGGUGGGACCAAACCAGUGUCUCUGCCUCCAAACUUGGAUGAGAUGAAGGUUGCGGAACUGAAGUCCCAGUUGAAGCUGCGCAGCUUGCCAGUCUCCGGCACCAAGAACGACCUCAUUGAGAGGCUGAGGACCUACCAGGAGCUGAACAGAGGCAGUGACACUACCUCUUCUCCGACAGCAGGGGGUACCACAGGGCCAGAGGCUGAAGAAGCGGCGAGAUCCUCCAAAACUGCUGCAGCCACCACCAACAACAGCACAUCACAACAGCAGUUUCAGUGCCACCAGACGUCCUCUCUGACAAAUCAGUCAGCUAAUGCAGGUAGAAGUGCCACCUCACCUAUAGCCACUCCUCAGCUCAUGACUUCUAGUGGCACCAUCUCACCACUACCACCACCUAUCUCCCUCACCCCCUCUGACCAACCACCGGCCACCAUGAGUCCAGAGGAUACCAGCUUUAACAGCGACCCUUUGGGGGAAAUGAUGAGUUCGCCUCUCACCCAGCUGAGUCUUCAGCCAUGUUCAGAUGCUCAACUUCCAACGAAUAUUAAAGAGGAGCCCCCGUGCUCCACCCCAGCUCCUUGCCAGUUCUCUUCAAAGCCAGUCUCUCUGCAGAAACACUGCCUGGUCUCAUCAGCUGCUCCCACCACUACAACCACAGCUCCUGCACUGAAUAUUGACAAAGACAAGAUGCUGCAGGAGAAAGAUAAGCAGAUAGAGGAGUUGACCAGGAUGCUGAGGCAGAAACAGAGGCUGGUUGAGUUGCUGAGGAUGCAGCUGGAGCAUGGGAAGAGAGGGGGGCGAGUUUCAGAGCCAGUGGUUCUUGUAAGAGUAAAACAAGAACCUCCCGAUAAGCCCAGUGUCCCUCUCUCUUCUGGCCAUGCUCCAGUGCCCCCUCAAACAUCAUCUGUUUCAUGUGACAUGGAUGUCACCAAGGUUACCGUCAAACAGGAAGCCACUGAGACAAAGGACGUUGUGUCAGAGACAACUAUGCAAUCACUAGACUGUCAUGGAUUACCACAGUCUUGCUCUCAGGAUGCACAGGAGCAGAUUCAGCUGCACAUCAAGCCGCAGACAAAACAAGAACAACGCAUUUGUCUCCAGCAGGCCACUCUGCAGCUGGCCCAGCAACAGGCCAUACAGAAACUCUUGCUACAGCAACAGCAAAACAUUCAGAACCAGCAGCAGACCAUUCAGAAUCGCAGUCAGAUGCUGGAGAGUCAACAGAACCUGCAGAAACUCUCUCAGCAGAGAAAGAAGAAAUCUCACAAACAGCAGCUCAAACAGCAGCAGCAGAGGCAACUGUUGCAGUCACAACAGCAUCAGCAGUCAAAACAACAUCAACAGCAGAUGCAGCUGAAGCAACAGAUUCUAAUGAAGCAACAAAAAUUGCUGUUACAGCAGCAAAUGAGGCAAGAGCAGCAGACGAAACAGCCACAACAAAUCCAGAUACAGACCAAGAUACAUGUGAAGCAACAACAGGUGCUAAUACAACAGAAACAACAGGUGCAGCAGUCACCACAGGUGUCUCAAGAGUCCAUCAACCAGCAGUCAGGCUCGGCCCCCUCUUUCCCGCUGGAUUUCCUUAAGAGUGACUCCACCCCAGCCCUGGUCACAGACAGCAACGGCAACCACUUCCUGAUUGCACUGACUAAUCACCUCACAGAGAACCAAAGACGCGAUGCACCUGAGGGAAAAACAACCAAUCACAUCACUCUUCAGCGACUACAGUCUACUCCAGCCAAGCUGCCAGGUCAUAACCCUGUCCAGCUGCUCAAAGCUGACAAUCAAUCCAAACAGAACAUGCACAUGGGAUUUCAGAAGCAACAAAACACAAUGGCACAGAAUGGGGAACUUCAGGUAUCUGUAGACCAACCACAACAGGGAGCUGCUCAGUGUUUGUCUGCGCCGCCCUGUCUGCAGCCUUUCUUCAAGGACCAGGAGACUGCCCCCUCAGGGAGAAACACCUUAUCACCGUCCUCUCAAACUGAGGUCUGCUCUAGUCUGGAUGUCUUGUUUAGUCCUCUGUCUCCAGCUUCUAUUAAGUCAGCUGCCUCUUCACCUGAUAAAGAUACAGGACAUGAAGAUGAUUUUAUCGACAUCAUUUUGCAGACAGGAGAUAUGUCAACCACCUUCAAACCAGCACCAGACUUGUCUCUGGACCAUCUCAAUCCAUACCCCUCUGCCUCCUCUCCUCCUCCCUCCCCACUCCAGUUGUUGCUAUCUCCCCCAAUCCCGCCCAGCUGCAACAGCCCGCAGCCCACCACCUCACUGCAGUCUGAGCUUCAGACUCUGGUUGAUGCCACAGAAGAGAAACGGCACCUCAGUAACGUUGGAGGUGGACGUCUGGAGGACUUUCUUGAAAGCACCACUGGAAAGCCUCUCCUGGGGGUGGAGCCUGGUGGCCUGUUAACUUUAAUUGAUGACCUCCACAGCCAAAUGCUGUGCACCCCCAGCAUUCUGGACCAUCCACCAUCCCCCAUGGACACCUUCAACAUGGAAGCCGAGAGGGAGCAGCAAGCGCUGGACAGUAUGGAUUGGUUGGACCUCACCAUGGGAGGAGAGAGGGAAGAGGAAACCCCCACACUGGCCCCACUGGGCCCCCAGACGCCUCCUAGUGUCUUUUCCACAGACUUCCUGGACAGUUCUGACCUGCAGAUACAAUGGGACUCCUGUCUAUAGCCUACAAAGGUUACACACAUACACAAAAACUUGUUAUCGAUUGCUGAGGCUUCAGUAUUUGAUUAGAGCACUCUCUCUGUAUCUUCUCACACACUGGUAUAUUGAAUCUUCAAGCACUUUGACCUAUUUAUUUUAUUUACACACAGCCGUUUUGAUUUUUGUGCACACACUUAUUAGGCAGGUCCUAUUUCUAUUCUUUCUUCUUUAGUAACAGUUUUGUUGACACAUGAGAGGGACUAUUAACUGGGCCAUGUACCUGUUGCUUACAUAUAAAUUAAUCUUUCCUUUGACACAGACACAAUGUUACCGUGAAAAGGUAUAUCAGUCUAUUUGACCUUUGUCUAAUUGGAAUGUAAACUCCCCCCCAGGUGCCUAUUGUAGUAACGAUAAUCUAUAUUAUACCACUACAGGAAAAAGAUAUAGGUAAUCAAUAACCAAAGUUUAGGUGGAAGUCAGUGAUUUCCAAGCAACAUAAUAGUAUAUAGGUUGGAGAGAUGUCUUAAGCUGCCCUCCAAUGCUUGAUAACCAUAAUUUUGAAAUAUAUUGUAACCUGAAAUGAUGCUUUACUGAAUCUUGAGUUUUACUACAAAUGUUAUGCCACUAAUGUAAUAAUGUAAUGGUGAAACAUAUUACAGUAGUAGACAUUACAUACAGUACAUACAGCAUGCCCCAGAUUUCAAAAUUUCAUGGUGGUUCCACUGUGCCAUGUAUUUGGUAGAAUGGAACAGCCCUACAAAAAUGUGUGAAGUUGCAAUCAAAAUCUCGACUUUUUACGGGUAAAAUUCAGGUGAAAUUCCACUGUUGCAGUGCAGUAGCAUUAAAUAGGUGGUGGGGUAAAUGAUGUAUAAAUACCCUGGGGUCUGUUGCACAAAACCUCCUCAGUAUUCAGGCUUUAGCUUAAUUGAAAGUUACUUGUUGGUUUAAGAAAUUCCCAAAGAAACAUUGCACACUUUUUCUUUAUAAGAAAAAAGGCAGUGCUUCCUAUAAAGAACUGGAAAGCAUUGUCCUGUAAAUGUGUAAAAGCCAAUUAAUUUGUCUGAAUUUAGCUUAUUCUUUAAGAUAAAAGACAUGAAGUAAGGAAAACUAUUUAAGGAUGUGCUCUAAAUAAUGUCCUUGAUGAUUUCAAUCACAACUCCCUCUAAAGAAAUCUUAACUAAAAAUGCUUUGUGCAACUGACAACUCACUAGUGUUAAAUGUUUCUGAGAUACUUCCUCAUACUCUGUGAAGUGGUUUACCAUACAGUAUUCACAAGGUACUGAGGUGCAAAAUGGUGAUUCCUACAGGUAAUAACAUCAAAACAAACUGAAAUGGUCCAAUUUAUUUGGUACAAUUUUAAAGAGAAAAUGAAAUUUAAUAUUUUGGCCUUUUUUUAAAUAUAGAAUAGCACUUUUAAUAUGUCACAUGUGAAGCCCGGUGUCUUAAUUUUUUUAUGUGAUGCAAUUUAUAGAAUGUACAUUAUAAAAAUGUAAACACAUUUUGUACUUAUAUUUCACGUGUGAAUAUCUUGGGUAUGAAUCCAUCUGAAUGUAAACAUGUUUGAGUAAUGUUUACGCAUUACUGCACCUUAUAUAUAACAACACAGCUUGAUGUAGACUCUGCAUCUAUACUCACCAAUGCUGCAUGUUUACAUAUUACAGGUUUUUUGUAGUUAUUUGGGACGCUUUAGUCUUGAAAACUGCCAUACUGUAGUUUUACUCCCUGUCUACAUUUCAUGGAUAAAUGAUAAAUGGAUUUUUUUUAAAAACGGGAACGAAAGCUCCUGCAGCUUUAUAUAGUCUUGACAUAUAAUUUGUUGGGAUGAAAUGCGUACAUAAUAAGGAUUUUUGUGUUUUCCUUUUCAUUUCAAUGGUGAUUAUUAGUUUUCCUGUACUGUAUCAGUACUUAAUUGUGGAAAAGAUUUUCAAGUGCUGUGAUACACCAGUUUAGACACUGAAAAUAGAUUAGAAAAAAAAUAUGUUUGAAUAGUCUUUCCAUUUUUGGCUGUGUUACAUUGGUAAUACAGGUUUGUGUGUACUGUGACUAUAUUUUUGACUGUAAAAGACUUAUUGUGAAUUUGAUUGAUGCCGUCUUUUGAAUUUAUAAUUCUACACUUACUUGCUCAUACAAUCUGUUCAAUAUAAAUUUCAAUUGAGUUUGCUGUUAAGAUUCAGAUUGGUUUAAGUGGUAGCCAUAUUUCAUCAGCCAUUUUCAGGUUUUAUUGGUAAUUUUGAAAUGUGAAAGGGAUGCAAAAUGAUGCAACUGACUGUCCAAACAUUUUGCAGAAUUGUUUACUCUAAUGUUUUGUAUGGUUGACUCUGUAGAAUAGUGCUUACUUUAGGUUUUAUUAUUUGUACAGUUUUUCUGACUGUGCUCGUACACUCUGGCUGCUUAAAAAGUGGAAUCUGGGCAACAAAGCUCUUCUAAGUUACACUGUAAAAAUGCAAACUGAAACUGCUGUCUUUCUCUGUUUUUAAUAGUAAAAAUAUUUUUUUAAGGGAGCAUUCAGUAAAUAGUACUGCGCAUUCAGUAAUUUUAAAUGGUUAUGAUUUUGUGCAUUAGAUUCACUCACCUCAUGUUGGUAUUUGUUGAUCUUUUUAAGGAUUUAAGUGCCUGGCAGAAUGUUUCACAGACCCUUCAACUACUCGUCAAACAGGCCUUUCAAGUAAGAAGCUACUAUUUUAUUUUCUGUUGUAUUAGUCUGUACAAAGUCAUGGGAAGUUUUGGGCAAACUGCUUCAGCUUUUUGUGUACUUUAAAUGUAAGUAUUUCUCUCUAAAACAAAAACAAACAAACAAACAAAAAACUAAAACAAUAGGGGACUAAUUAAUAAAAGAAAAAACAAGACCAGUAUGGUGUAGUGUCUUACAUUUUGAUUAUUACAAUAGUGAGAGAGAUAUGAAUGGUAUAUGUAGUAUCCAUCUCACUAUGUAUAUUGGUGAUUAUGGCACUUUUAUAACUUCAUAUCCUAUUGAAACCUAAUUUUGUAGUGUCACCCACUCCUACCUAAUCAGUUAAAUGUGUUUCCUUUGCAUAGAUGCAUAAGAAAAAGACCUGUGGGGUAAUUGCCUGCAGGGAAAUAACCAUGUUUUUCACAAAUCUACCCAAAAGACACAGUAGAUAACAGAAGGAUACCACUCCCUAAUAAAGCACUAUUUAUAAAUGAUCAGUUAUAAGCCAUUAAUAAGAACUGUUGAGGUGCCUGGUUGUAGGAAAAUCCUCCUCCAUCAUUUUAGCGAAGCUAUUUAUUCAUCAGGAAGACUGCUCUAAUUGACUGUUUGACCACUCACCUUCUGGAAAAGGGCUGCAGGACAUCUGGACCAAAAUCCAUACAUAAACCACUCAUUAACAUUUACAGCUACAGACUUGCUGGAUCACUGUAGAACCCCUCAUUAAUGAUUUUAUUUUUUUAUAUUUAUGGGUGACUUACUAACUUUUGCUGAUGGCUUAUUAUAAACCGAGAAACCCAUUACUCUUUAUUAAUGACUUACUAACAUUAUCACUGCAUACUUGAUGUCUUGGAGGGGCCUCCCUAAUAAAUGUAAGCGAUAGCACAGCGUCAUUUUCCACAACCUUGCAACCCAAAGGGUUGUUUUAAUUAAUGCCUUAUCACUGAUCUUCAAAGCAUUACAGAAUGAUGUAUUAAUCAUUAAUUAAAGCUUAAAAAGUCUUUAUAAGCGAUACCUUAUUGGAUUAUGGUACCAAUUAAACAUUGUAAAUGGUACUUAAACUCUUCUGCAGUUGUGUCCCCUUGUGCUAUUUUGGGUUUUUGUCAGGUAGUAACAAUGCAACAAUACAUGUUUUAAAUCUAAUGUGAAAGACAUGUUUUUGUUUGUUUGUUUGUUUUUUUAGACAUUAGACAUCGUCACACACAUUCUUGUUUUUAUCACUUCAGAGUCAGAGUUAUCACUUGCCUAUCCCUAAUUCUUACCCUAGCCCUGAACUUAAACCUGACUUCACCCCAACCAAGUCCUCACCUUAAAAUGCAAUGAUUUGAUGAAGUCCCGAAAAAAGGAAGUAGUCCCCACAUUGUCACUGUGUGAAUCCAUUCAUGUCCCCACAACAUGGCUCAUACAAGACACACACACACACACACACACACUUGGUUAAAAUAUGCUAUGAGGAUUUCAGAGCAGUAGUGUUGAGUCACAAGAGGGUGGAAAACUAGAUGACUGCAUGGUUACAGCUCUGGGGAGUGGGAGCAUACACACACAGACACGUACACACACAUAGACACACACAUACGAAUAAACACAAACAUGUUUCCACAUAUGAAAAGUGAACACACAUACACAUACAUCUUUGCCAGACCAGGAUAUGGGUGGGCAUGUGAGGGAGGCGGAUGAUUGGUUGAUAACAACUCUGUAGCUGCUAAUGGAGGGGAGCAGAGGAUGCCAGGCUAACAUCUAUUCCACAGUGAGCAUCUCACUGAAGCCUAAAACAAAAGAGCAUGUGUGUGUGUGUGUGACUAAACAGCUCCCACAGUCACUAAUGUAUGAUAUUCUUGUUUGAAUUUGAAAGACCCAAACAGCUUGAUUUUCACUCAGAAAGCAGACAUGUAUGUAGCUGUUGAUCUUGAUGUCUGUUCUCCAUCUUCAUUGUUCCUACUUUCCCCUCCUUUAUUUCCUUCAGGCUGGAGAAGAACACUAAAGUAAGUCAUUGAGGAGAAAUUGAGACUCAGUAAUAUGAAGUAAUCUUACAGAUUGUCUAAAAGUAUCUAAUCUAAUAAUAUCUAACAAACUAAUUCAUUUGAUAUUGAGGGCUCUUAUGUAUUUUUCUGCCUCUCACUCCAGUUAAAAACACCUAAUUUACUGCAGCUAUAGUGCUUACAAACCUCUAUGGCUAAAACAACUGUUUUGAAAUGCACUUCAGGCAAAGUGGUGUUAAGCAGUGUUCAAGUUUUCAGUGUGUGUUUUCUUCACAGGUGUAAGAUUAAGGCUACACGGAGGUGCAUGCAAGCACACACAUACUCAUUAACUCACAAACACACACACACACACACACAAGCAUAAAAUAAAUCCAACCCUCUCAUGUUGGACUGGGCUUAGAGAGAGUUUUGCUAUUGGGCAGCCUGGAGUAAUUCUGCAGAUACUUUGAUGCAUCUGAGCACAACAGUGGAGGUUCUGCCUGUGGUGUGGAAGCACGUUAGCAUUUGCAAACACGCACAGAGAAACACAUGUAUGCACAAAUAUACACAGAGGUAAACAUUUUUGUUCUUAAACACAGUAGUGCACAAAUACACACGCGUAUUUAUAACUAUAGGGGAAGGGAAAAUCUAAAUUGUGAUGAUGUGGUGCGUUUAGUUAAAGGACAGGUGCAUUUUCAAGUCAGGUGCCCAUUUCAUCACUGAAACAGGUUUUGCUUGCUGUAGUCAUUCAUCCUAUUUCUUAAGAGAUCCCUUCCUAAAGUGUAAACCAAAAAUAUAUUCCAGAGGUUAUCUGAAGCUAUCAUGAGGCUUCAGCAGUCGGAAUUAUACAAGUCAAGUGUGUAUAGUUACAGUUCUUUUAGUCUAAAAUUCCUUCUUUAUGUUUUGAAUAAAACUCCCUAAGUAAA